UCUGCCAGCCAAUCCACCGACGCCUUAACCCCAUUAUAUUCCACUUUCAUCUCUUUCUUCAUUUCUAUCUAUUCCCUUCAACGCAAAAAGUAGAGAGAGUUUGAGAUUUCUUCUUUCAAAAAAUGGCAAGAUUGGUUGUAUUUGUUGCUCUUUGCUUCCUCUCUGUUUCUUUGGCUACUACCACUUCCAACCCUUUCCUUGUCAAGGGUAAAUGUUAUUGUGAUACUUGCCGAUGUGGAUUUGAGACCCCUGCUACUAAGUAUCUUGCUGGAUCUAAGGUUAAAGUUGAGUGCAAAAACAGGGUGACCAACAAAAUCACAUACACAAUUGAUGGAGUGACAAACUCACAGGGUGAAUACAACAUCUUAGUUAAACGUGACUGUGGUGAUGAUGUCUGUGAUGUUGUGCUCGUCGAGAGCGGUGAUAAAUCAUGUAACAUCCCCAAUGCUGGUCGUGAUCGUGCCCGUGUUGCUCUCACCCGCAACAAUGGUAUGACCUCUGAUGUUCGUUUCGCUAACAACAUGGGUUUCCUCUCCAACGAACCUCUUGCUGCCUGCACUCAGAUCCUCCAGCAAUACCAAUUGACUGAGGAUCAAUAUUGAAGAAACAAGAAGAACAAAUAAUUUGUUAUGGAUCUUUGUUUGAUGGGUUCAUUUAUUAUUAUAUGAUGCUAUAGGCAUCAAAAUUGAUACUUCUAUUCUCUUUGUUAUUGUUUUCUGGAUGUUCAGCUUCGAAGUUAUAUGUUUCCUUUUAGUAGUAUAUGAGGAAAUUUUAAUGGCUCAUUAAAAUUAUUACUUAAUGCUUAAAUUGUGGCUUGAUUCAUUUUCUUGCUGCUAGUCAAUAGACAUAGUCUUAAUACUUCAAGUUUGUUUUAAACAUAAUAAAGGAGUAAGUUGUUGGA
Messenger RNA from Solanum lycopersicum (tomato), 901 nucleotides. Its product is annotated as pollen-specific protein C13. NCBI's taxonomy places the organism in Eukaryota, Viridiplantae, Streptophyta, Magnoliopsida, Solanales, Solanaceae. The record is from RefSeq and is a predicted model, not a curated record.